Messenger RNA from Myripristis murdjan (pinecone soldierfish), 2395 nucleotides. RefSeq names its product putative pyruvate dehydrogenase phosphatase isoenzyme 2 (gene pdp2). The transcript is spliced from 9 exons. Gene Ontology annotation, molecular function: [pyruvate dehydrogenase (acetyl-transferring)]-phosphatase activity; cation binding. NCBI's taxonomy places the organism in Eukaryota, Metazoa, Chordata, Actinopteri, Holocentriformes, Holocentridae. The record is from RefSeq and is a predicted model, not a curated record. Gene Ontology annotation, biological process: protein dephosphorylation. Gene Ontology annotation, cellular component: mitochondrion. The coding region runs from base 201 to 1826 and encodes 541 amino acids.
UAGCCAAUCAGACGCAGAGUAGGGGCGGGUCUUUCGCAGAGUUACGUCAGACGUUUUGGUAUGAACGCCGCUGUCAGGGAUGGAGUAGUUCAGCCUGUCAACCGCUUCGGAUUCAAGUAAAGUGAUCGUAAACGGACUCACACACUGAGGUGACUGAGUUGCACGACAAUUUUAGCAGCUUUCCUUGCGCUGCCACGGAGAUGUCUGGACGUGUGUGUGCCAGCAUCCUGUACAGAGCUUCAAACUACACUCUUGCACUCUCCCCCACUGCCUCAUCCCAGUCUGCUCUCUUUGCAGCAGUCUCCUCUCCUCACCGAAGACCAACCCAGCACCGUCAGUUCUCAACCUUUGGCUGCUCCAGAUCAGAUCAGUGGUGUUUCAGUGGCGAUGAGUUAGGAUCUGGGUCUCAACAAGGUGGGCGCAACCUCUCGACCCGUCAGGAUCUGGACUUCCAGCUCAACCGGGUCCAGAUCGACAGCAUCCUGCGGACUAAUGAGCAGUGUGUGAGUGUGCCUGAGUUUGAUGGCAGGGGACUCAGUGCAGUGCGAAAGUUUGAGAGCAACCAGCUGGCUGCUAACACACCCAAUGAAGACCGUCGCAGUGUCGCCACCUGCUUACAGACAAAGGGCAUGCUCUUUGGAGUUUUUGAUGGCCAUGGGGGUUGGGCAUGUGCCCAGGCGGUCAGUGAGCGUCUUCUGUACUACGUAGCAGUUGCCAUGAUGCCCCAGCAGACCCUGGAGGAGCUGGAGAGGUGUAUGGAGCACAGCAGACCUGUUCCUCCCAUCUUACAGUGGUACCAACACCAUGGGGACUUCAGCUCCCGGGAAUCUGCCUCACUAUACAUAGACCACCUCAGAGUCUUCUGGCAAGAAUUGCUGGCCAGUGAGGACCACGGUGAAGGCAUGAGUCCUCCGGAUGCUCUGGACUUUGCUUUUAAGCGACUUGACACUGACAUCUCCUUGGAGGCUCAGGUCCCACUUUCCAGUGACCUUAUGAAAAGCACAGCCAUUCAGGUUGCCUUUGCUGGCUGCACAGCCUGUGUAGCUCAUGUGGACACAGAGGGGAUCUAUGUGGCGAAUGCCGGUGAUUGCCGAGCAGUGCUGGGGGUGCAGGAGGAGGACGGCUCAUGGAGCGCUCUGCCCCUCUCCUGGGACCACAACUCCCAGAACGAGGCUGAGCUGGAGCGCCUCAGGGCACAGCACCCACCUUCAGAGAGGGACACAGUGGUUACAGACGACAGGCUCCUGGGGGUUCUGAUGCCCCUGCGUGCCUUUGGUGAUGUGAGAUUCAAGUGGGGUCGUGAGUUGCAGCAGAGUGUUCUAGCUGGCCUCGACUCUGGAGUAGACUUAGACGCUCUUAACCUUUACCAGUACACUCCACCCAACUACCUAACUCCACCCUACCUGGAUGUGGCACCCGAACUAACCUAUCACAAGCUGAGACCUCAGGAUCGCUUUCUCAUCCUUGGCUCUGACGGGCUGUGGGAUGAACUGGGGAGCGAGGAGGCUGUGCGACUUGUCGGGGAACACUUGAGUGGGAUUCACCUACAGGCUCCAGUUUCUCCAUCUGAGAGGCAGCUAAAGCUGGGUCAGAUGCAUGAGCUUUUGCUGAAACGCAGAGCCCGGGCCACCCCUGCCCUUGACCGCAACGCCGCCACACACCUCAUCAGACAUGCCCUGGGCACAGGGGAUUAUGGGGAACUGUGCCAGGAGAGACUGGCCUCCAUGCUUGCACUCCCAGAGGACCUGGCACGCAUGUACAGGGACGAUAUCACAGUUACUGUGGUGUAUCUGAACUCAGACUUGGCGAAACCUCAUCACAGCUAAUGCACAGACUUUUUCAGAAUGCUAUGGACAUAAAUAGAGAUGUAACUAUAAAUCCUCUUCAGCUCAGUUCAGAUUUGAGCAACAUAUCCUGUGAGUGUGUUUGUCAACAGUGUUUUCCAAAGAAUUUAUACAUAAAAGGAGAGUUUUAAGUGGUGUUUAUUGUAUAGAUGGCUAUUUUUUACCACUCCAUAUACUUUACACAGUUUGUUACAUUUUUAGGUGAUUAUGACAUUUAUUAGGUUACUACUGUACAGCCCAUUGUUGCAAUACAGAUCUUUCUGCCUUCUUUUCAUUUUCUGGGGCAAAACUACUUCCUUUGUCACCAUGUGGCAGAGUGAGUAGAAGUAAUGGGAGUAAAUACUGGCCUAUACAUUAAAACAUAAUUUUGCUUCAUACUAUGUAUUUUUGUUCUGUAUUUGUAUGUGCAGAUUCAGAAUUUUAUGCUCAACAAUUCAUUGGUGAAAUAAUCUUUUUCUGUUUACUUAUGUGAAAACUCUGAGGUAUAUUUGUAAUUAUGUGUAAAUGUACUGUGCAUAGACACACCUGGAUUAAAAGCUCUUAAAAUCUUU